Lactuca virosa is the source of this 345-nucleotide messenger RNA. The record is from the annotation of a GenBank genome assembly. NCBI's taxonomy places the organism in Eukaryota, Viridiplantae, Streptophyta, Magnoliopsida, Asterales, Asteraceae.
AUGGCACCCGAAGUUCUUCGAAAUGAGCAAGCAGAUGAAAGGUCGGAUAUAUAUAGCUAUGGUGUGGUACUAUGGGAAAUUACCACAGAGAAGAUCCCUUGGGAUGGACUCAACUCAAUGCAGGUGAUGGAAGCUGUAGGAGUCAUGAAUCAAGGGUUAGAUAUUCCAAAAGAUGUGGAUCCACAAUGGGCUUCUCUUAUUCAAAGAUGUUUGUGCAGUGAACCACAGUCGAGGCCAACAUUCAAAGAGAUACUAGAAGAGCUACACCACUUGGACAUGCGGUUCAAGUUCAUGCCACCACUACAUGAGGACUCAAAGAGCAGUAAGGAAUUGAAAAUUAUGUGA